This is a messenger RNA of Periconia digitata, 4766 nucleotides long. The record is from the annotation of a GenBank genome assembly. Lineage: Eukaryota; Fungi; Ascomycota; Dothideomycetes; Pleosporales; Periconiaceae.
GACUUCGUUAGUGCUGUACAAUGACAGCAUUGGCCUCCUGUACAUAAAAGUUACCAUAGUUCUACUAUGAAGUAAUCUUCUGCGUUGAUAUAACUUAAUUUCCGCAUCCCCCAGCAAUUGUGUUGCUGCUGAAAUACACACACACCAUGUCUCAUCCGCACAGUGUCGAUGGGAUUGUCCGAACGGCAUCGGGGCGCGAAACAUAUGCACCUGAUGGGCACAACAGCGAUACGGAAAAUCAGGAAUCAGAAAACCACACAGGAGAAUCAAGCGCGGCAGAAGGUUCCACCCGUUCUUCCAGCGAGUCUUCACAUUCACAUUCGAGGUUUGGGCCUUUGAAAGCUUCAAAUGGAGCCAACGACUCAGAGGCGGAGCUCACCCCAAAACUCACGCGGAAGAAGACAGAAGUCGAACUUCCCGAUGAGGACAGAAGGCAGCUGGGGGAGUUGUAUACUACUCUCUCGCGCCGGUCGACAACAGUGUCACCCAAUGAUCCUUCGGUCGAUCCUGCCAGUAAUCAAUUCGAUUUGUCGAAGUUCGUCAAGUUGGUGCGUAAGCAGAUGGAAGAGGAGGGAAUCACCAUGCGUCAAGUAGGACUUGUCUACAAGGACCUAAACAUUUACGGAACCGGAGCUGCACUGCAACUCCAGAAGACGGUCAUGGACCUCUUGAUGGCGCCAUUUCGCCUGGGGGAGAUGUUCAGCUUCGGGAAGAAGGACCACAAACACAUCCUACGGAAUUUCGACGGUGUCAUCAACAGCGGCGAGAUGCUCAUUGUUCUGGGAAGACCAGGAGCGGGGUGCAGUACGCUUUUGAAGACCAUGUGCGGCGAACUUCAUGGUCUUAGCAUGGGAGAUGAGUCAGUUGUGCAUUACAAUGGUAUUCCCCAAAAGCAAAUGAUGAAAGAAUUCAAAGGAGAGGCCGUAUACAACCAGGAGGUCGACAAACAUUUUCCGCACCUGACUGUUGGCCAGACACUCGAAUUUGCAGCAGCAUGUCGAACACCACAACACCGCAUGCGUGACAUGUCUCGCGAGGACUUCUUCAAGUUUGUAGCCAAGGUCGUUAUGGCUGUGGUCGGACUCAGCCAUACGUAUAAUACGAAAGUCGGCAACGAUUUCAUACGGGGUGUAUCAGGAGGCGAGAGGAAACGUGUUUCGAUUGCAGAGAUGAUGGUGGCUGGUUCACCUUUUGCAGCAUGGGAUAACAGCACCAGGGGCCUGGAUUCUGCUACUGCAUUCAAAUUCGUUCAAUCGCUACGUACCGCCUCAGACUUCGGCGGCAGCUCCGCCGCUGUAGCUAUAUAUCAGGCUAGCCAAAGUAUCUACGAAAUAUUCGAUAAAGCUACUGUGCUUUAUGAGGGUCGACAGAUCUUCUUUGGCCCGGCUGAGGAGGCUCGUCCGUUUUUCGAAAGACAAGGCUGGUAUUGCCCACCACGUCAAACCACCGGGGAUUUCCUUACUAGCAUUACGAAUCCUUCUGAAAGACAAGCUCGCAAGGGAAUGGAGAACCAGGUUCCCAGGACGCCAGACGAUUUCGAACGCUAUUGGAGAGAGUCUCCCGAAUACCGCAACCUGAAGAAGCAAAUCCAGGAAUACGAACAGGACCACCCAGUGGAGGAACAAACCGCACAUCUCACCCAGCUUCGUGAACAGAAAAAUUUUAUCCAGGCCAAACAUGUUCGACCGGAAUCACCCUUUCUUAUCAGCAUUCCCAUGCAGAUCAAGCUCAACACUAGGAGAGCUUACCAGCGCAUCACGGGUGAUAUUGCAGCCACGGCCACGCAAGCAGGGCUUAACGUCGUCAUGGCUCUUAUCGUCGGCUCUAUAUUUUUUGGAGGCAGCGACGAUUCCUCUACCUUCUUCGCCAAAGGGUCAAUACUGUUCCUUGCGAUUCUUUUCAAUGCCUUGACUGCUAUUGGUGAGAUAAACAAUCUUUAUGCACAGCGCCCAAUUGUCGAAAAACAAGCAAGUUACGCAUUCUACCAUCCCUUUACCGAAGCAAUGGCCGGCAUCGUCGCCGAUAUACCAGUAAAAUUCGUCCAGGCAGUCUUCUUCAACAUCAUCCUGUACUUCAUGUCUGGACUUCGUAGAGAAGCGGCCCAGUUCUUCUUGUACUUCCUCAUUACCUACAUUUCGACUUUUGUUAUGUCAGCAGUUUUUCGAACGCUCGCUGCAUUAACGAAGACAGUGUCGCAAGCGAUGGCGCUUUCAGGUGUUCUAGUUUUGGCUCUUGUGAUUUACACUGGAUUUGUUGUAGCGGUUCCCAAUAUGCAUCCCUGGUUCAGUUGGAUUCGAUGGAUCAAUCCUGUAUUUUACGGAUUUGAGAUACUCGUUGCCAACGAGUUCCACGGUCGCGAAUUCCCAUGCGCAUCUUUCAUUCCAGACUACGUUCCGCUGCAAGGAGAUAGCUGGAUUUGUAAUGUUGUUGGAGCCCUUCCCGGUCGACGCACCGUCAGUGGAGACGAUUUCAUCAGAAUCAACUAUCAGUACAGCUACGGACAUGUGUGGCGCAAUUUUGGCAUUCUACUUGGGUUCUUAUUCUUCUUUAUGGCUGUGUACUUUGUCGCAAUCGAGCUCAACUCAGCCACGUCCAAUAGUGCUGAAGUACUCGUCUUCCAACGUGGCCAUGUUCCGGCCUACCUUCAAAAGGGCGGCAAAGACGUCAACGCCGACGAAGAAUCUACAGCGGUUGCUGAUUCAAAAGAAGGUGUUGAUGGGGAAGUCGCAGCCGUUCCCCCCCAAAAGGAUAUAUUCACUUGGCGCGAUGUAACCUACGACGUCCCCGUCAAGGAAGGAACAAGACGCCUACUCGACAACGUUGCUGGCUAUGUGAAGCCAGGUACUCUUACAGCCUUGAUGGGCGUCAGUGGUGCUGGAAAGACGACGUUGCUUGACGUUCUCGCGCAGCGGGUAUCAACAGGCGUCGUCACUGGUGACAUGUUCGUAAAUGGAAAACCUCUGGAUCCAUCAUUUCAACGCUCUACCGGAUAUGUUCAACAACAGGAUCUGCAUCUUGAGACUGCCACAGUCCGCGAAAGUCUUCGAUUCAGCGCCAUGUUGCGCCAACCGAAAUCUGUCAGCAAGGAGGAAAAGUAUGAGUACGUGGAAGAAGUCAUCAAGAUGCUGAAUAUGAGUGAUUUCGCAAGCGCGGUCGUCGGCGUGCCUGGCGAAGGCCUCAACGUUGAACAGAGGAAGUUGUUGACGAUCGGCGUCGAAUUGGCUGCCAAGCCAAAGCUCCUCCUUUUUCUGGAUGAACCGACUAGUGGACUAGACAGUCAGAGUUCAUGGGCGAUCUGCGCCUUCCUGCGCAAACUGGCGGAUGCCGGACAAGCCGUUCUUUGCACUAUUCAUCAGCCGUCAGCCAUCUUGUUCCAGGAGUUUGAUCGCCUCUUGUUCUUAGCUAAAGGUGGCCGCACUGUUUACUUUGGCGAGAUAGGCCAGAACUCGCGCAAACUGCUCGACUAUUUCGAAAACAACGGCGCCCGAAAGUGCGAUGACGAGGAAAAUCCCGCGGAAUACAUGCUCGAGAUUGUAAACAAUGGCCAAAACGACGAAGGACAGGAUUGGCACGAUGUUUUCAAAGCAAGCGACCUGACUAAGGAGCUUCAUCGGCAGAUCGACCAGAUUCACUCAGAUAAGCAAGGCGAACAGGUUGCCGGAGCAGAUGAAGCGGAUGGAACAUCAGAAUUCGCAGCGCCAUUCCUAACCCAGCUCCGAGAAGUCACAUAUCGUGUGUUCCAGCAGUAUUGGAGAAUGCCAAGCUACAUCUUCGCGAAGAUGAUUCUUGCCGUCGCUGCCGGACUCUUCAUCGGCUUUACCUUCUACGACGCCAACACUUCACAAUCUGGCAUGCAGAACGUCCUUUUCUGUGCUUUUAUGGUGACCACUAUGUUCACUUCAUUGGUGAACCAGAUCCAGCCAUUGUUCAUUACCCAGCGAUCUCUUUACGAAGUCCGCGAACGACCAAGCAAAUCCUACUCCUGGAAAGCUUUUAUUCUCGCAAACAUCGUCGUUGAGAUACCGUAUCAGAUUGUCGCUGGUAUCUUGCUAUGGGCUUGUUACUACUACCCUGUAGUUGGGGCCGACCAAAGUUCCGUUCGACAAGCGCUCGUCAUGUUGUUCAGUAUCCAACUACUAAUAUACGCCUCGGCAUUCGCGCAAAUGACUAUCGCCGCUCUUCCGGACGCGCAGACAGCAGCCGGAAUCGUAACACUGCUUGUCUUCAUGAGUAUUCUGUUCUGCGGCGUUCUCCAAUCGCCAAGCGCACUCCCUCGGUUUUGGAUCUUCAUGUACCGCGUUUCGCCCUUCACGUAUUGGGUCGGCGGUAUCGUGAGUACGCUGUUACAUGGUCGACCGGUUAUUUGUUCGUCGACCGAAGUUUCACGGUUCAGCCCUCCGGCCGGUCAAACGUGUGGCCAGUAUUUGGCGGAUUUUCUCCAAACCGCACCUGGAGUUCUACAGAACCCGGAAUCGACAACCGAAUGCAAUUACUGCGGGUUGAGCAGCUCGGAUCAAUUCUUAGCUGGAAGCCAAAUCUUUUACAGCGAGCGCUGGCGCAACUUCGGUAUUAUGUGGGCGUUUAUAGGUUUCAACAUCUUCAUGGCGGUGUUUACUUAUUGGUUAUUCAGGGUAGCCAAGUUCGGCAAAGGCAAGGGUAAGAAGACAUCGACGAGUAAGAGCAAGGGUGCUCAGAAGGCAGCAGAAGCAGUGGAAAAGCCUGCACAAGAGGGCGCAGUCCCACCUAAUCAUGCGGUUCAAGAGUAG